Mesorhabditis spiculigera is the source of this 2898-nucleotide messenger RNA. The record is from the annotation of a GenBank genome assembly. Lineage: Eukaryota; Metazoa; Nematoda; Chromadorea; Rhabditida; Rhabditidae.
AUGCAAAAAUUACAGAUGUUGGGUUCUGUGUCGCGAAUUUUCAAGCUAUCGCCUGCCCUGCUCAAUGCCUCGAGGCUGAUCUCUACAACAUCGGUCCAGGCUCAUCAUUGUCCUCGUCCCCUCGGCCCCAAGGACAAGGUGCCCGACUUCAAGGGAACUGCUGUCGUUGAUGGUGAAUUCAAGCCUAUUAAACUGAAGGACUAUGAGGGCAAAUGGCUGGUCUUCUUCUUCUACCCUCUAGAUUUCACGUUUGUAUGCCCAACGGAAAUCAUUGCUUUCUCCGAUCGCGUCGAGGAGUUCAAAAAGCUUGGAGUCCAGGUCGUCGCUUGCUCAUGCGACUCGCACUUCUCACACCUGGCUUGGACACAAACCCCGCGCCGCGAAUCCGGACUCUCUUACCGCGGCCUCUUCAUCGCUGAUCCGAAAGGAAAUAUCCGUUCAGUCACGUGCAACGAUCUUCCGGUGGGCCGUUCGGUCGACGAGACGUUGCGUGUCAUCAAGGCCUUCCAACAUGUCGAGAAGCACGGAGAGGUCUGCCCAGCCGACUGGAAGGAGGAUUCUCCCACUAUCAAGCCGUCCGACAGCAAAGAAUACUUUGAAAAAGUCAACAAGGUUCUAAUGAACCAGCGUGGCUUAGCCCCGUUUGGAACUGAAUACGAUGAGCUUGAUGAAUCCGAAAAGGACCAUGUCUUCAAGAAGCCUGCAACUGUUUACGAUCAAGUGGCCACCGACGAGAAAGGGAGAAGGAGAUUCCAUGGCGCCUUCACUGGCGGCUUCUCUGCUGGCUUCUUCAACACAGUUGGGUCGAAGAAAGGCUUCUAUCCACAAGCCUUCAAAUCAACAAGAGAUGAGCGCCAGGAUCGUUUCAAGCAGAAACCUGAAGAUUUCAUGGAUUCUGAGGACUUGGGCGAGUUCGGGAUUUCUUCUCGGCAAAUCAAGCGUUCUGAGAACUUCCAGAAAGAAGAUUCGAAUCGAAAACGCUUGGCGUGGGAACAUGAUGGAGGAGCCGUUUCGGGUUUAGCUGGUCUUGUCGAGGACAUGAUCCGGCCUUCAAGUGACACGAUCGGCAUAACGAUGUUGCGAGAGAUGGGAUGGCGCCAAGGGCGUGGCGUCGGCUUGUUAACCGCUCGGGAAAAGGCUCAGCGGGGAACGGACGAAUGGGACAGGAAUGAGAUUGAUCGUUGGGCAGGGGGAUUCGAACUUUCUGCUGAUGAUUGCUUUGUUAAAAUCAUGAAGCCCGUGGAAGGUGUUCAUGGCAUCGGGUACAAAGGGCUUCAAUCAACCUCCGUUCUUGACCAGACUUCUGGUUUCCGUGAAACCGCCUACAAAGGAGCUUCAAAAGGUAGAGGCAUCAAGGGCCAGGCGUUCGGCGUGGGCGCUUUCGAAGAUGAAGAUGACAACAUCUACACUUCUUUUGAUCUUUCCCAGUACGACUUCGCUUUGGAUGUGCCGGGAAAAGCACCACAAGCUGCCCACGUUGACACCCACUUCACGCCUCCCGUCGGCCGGGUGCCCCCUAGAAAAUUCUAUCCGCCACCACAACUUCCACCCAACUUCAAGCCGGAGCAUAAGCCAUUCGCCUUGGACCAAUCCAAAUUGCCGAACCAAGUGCAAGAAUCUAUUCAGCGCAUGAAUCCGGAAAUCCGAGCUAGGAUCCUUGGCGAGGAAAGGACGAAAAAUUUCGAGGCUAUGAAGAAAGAAGACCGUGCUCGCGCCCGUGGAACACGAGUUAGCCGUUGGCACGAACCUCCAGCACCUGAUGACGGUAUCAUCCCGUUCUGUUGGCGCCCUGUGUUUCUUGAUGAGCCGAUGAAGUAUGCACGUUUCAAGGAGUUUUUGCUUUACACUAAGCGAGGUCUACCUUAUCCCAAACCGACUGAUAUGAGUGUGUGGGAAUGGGAGGCUGAGAAAAAAGAUUUUGAAGCGCAGCUUUCCGAGAAGGAGCGGGAGAUGCUGCCAGAGGUGCGAUCCAGGACUCAGCCACUAGCCAACACCUCGCUGACGAUGCCUCUCCAAGAAAUUUUGCAGAGCCGUUUUGUUUCUGAAAAGGGGCCGGCUGAAAAGCUUGCUGGAAUAGAUAAGGACAAAAUGGCGGCUGUUCAAAUGGAUCUUUUCGGGACAAAGACGAGGACCACUCAUGAAUGGAGGCCAAACAAGAACUUGGCAAAAGCAUUCAAUGUGCCAAAUGCAUUUCCUGGUUCGACGUUUGAUGGAUGCUGGCAUAUGCAGAAAUCUACUAAGCCCAAAGAUUCCAUCGCUAAUUUGGGCUUGCCGAACACACAUGAUGAACUAGCGUUCAAGGAGCAGAAAUGGCACGGGGAGCCCCUUCCACAUGACAAAGAUGACAUCAAGGAGGAAGUGCAAGGAGAAAUAGAGGAACCGAAGCUGGACGCGGUUUGGACUGAAAGACCACCGAUGGAGCUUUUCGAGGCGAUUUUUGACGAAUCUGAGAAGAUCGAUGAGGAGGAAGAACGUCAAAUAGCAGAAGCUCAACGUCGACGUACCGAAGAAAAAGAGCGAAGAGCCCGUCUUCACGCAAAAAAGUAUCACCUGCUCGCGAAGAACGUUAAAAUUCCGGGUGUUGCUCCUGUCUCAAGUGAUGAGUCCGAUGAAGAGCGGGCAGUCAAGCCAACCGUUGCUGUUGACGAACCGACAACAGCUAUCGGCCCAGCCCUUCCGCCUGCAGCAUCGAGCUCGUCAGUUAUAACUGCCGAUACCUUGCUGAAAUAUUUGAAAGAGGAUCUGGGGGGAAGCCACUCGUCCAGGAAGCCAAAGCACAAGAAGAAGAAGGCGAAGAAAGAGAAAAAGUCGAAGGCUGCCAAGCGGAAACGCUCCAAAACAAGCAAGAAGCACAGCGAGAGCGACAGCGGCGCCUCCACAGUUACGUUAGAUUCUGAU